Coniosporium apollinis CBS 100218 is the source of this 855-nucleotide messenger RNA. RefSeq lists its product as uncharacterized. The record is from RefSeq and is a predicted model, not a curated record. NCBI's taxonomy places the organism in Eukaryota, Fungi, Ascomycota, Dothideomycetes. The transcript has 3 exons. The coding region runs from base 1 to 855 and encodes 284 amino acids.
AUGGUUACACCAGCCUUCGGCUUCUCAGACGGCGACUUCAUCGCGGCCAUCAAUCUCAUUGUCAGAGUUUCCAAAGCGCUGAACGACUCGGGCGGCGCAGCAAGCGAGUAUAGGAUGCUUCUUCAGGAGCUACAGCAGUUACAGCUCAUCCUCAAGCAGCUGAGAGAGAUGUCCUCAGCGUCUUCAAGAUCUCACAGUCAUUUCAACGCUGUUAAGGGUAUGGCUCUUGCCAUACAAUUUCCCUUGCUAGAGUUCCUAGCCAAGCUAGAGAGAUUCAAUUCAAGCAUGUGCGGCACGUCGUCGAGCAGUAGAUGGCGAAGCGCGCCAGGGAAGGCACAGUGGGCCGUUGUGAUGCAAGAGGAGGUGAACAGAAUGAGGGCCGUCAUCACGAUGAAGCUUGUCACCAUCACAGUGCUCCUCGCUUUGCCUACAACCGAGAUGCUAUCCCGCGUCAAGCGUGCAGCAAACGAAGGACAAAUACUUCUCAAGGAGACCAAAGAAGCCGUCGAGGACUCCAACAAUGAGCUUCUGGCACAAAUAGACGCAAUCAGGACCGGAGGCUGCAGCCGUCUCCAGUCUAUCAACUUGGAUACCAGCAGACUCCUCCAAGUUUGCGCCGGCUUACGUGUCAGUUUCCAGCGCCUGGAGAAGGAGCAUCUCACCACGAAGAACAGCCAACAAAAGCAGCAUCAUCUUGUCCGACACACGCUGAAACAGCAGUCUGCGCUCUUUCAGACGGCGACACACACGCUGCAAUUCUCAUUACAGAGAACAAGCCUGGCAGUCGGGCAACUGCUGAAGAUGUUCAUCAACUUCUCGAAAGAAGUCCUGGAUUACCUUAAGCGGUUGCAGUGA